CCUUUGAUUUGUACCACACCUGUAGUUUGUAUUGCUUUGUUUCUUGUUUUUGUAAACCAGUAUAACAAAGCUGCAGAGCAAUUUGGCAACUCAGGGGCUUUUAACAUGACAAUUUUUUGUCAGAAUCUGAAGCUCAGUGACGUUAUGGUUAACAAUCUACUUAUGGAGGUUGGCCAGAGUAUGUGCAAAACAAUAUUGCAUGUGAGCACCACAAAUAUUGUUAUGCUGUUCAUAUCUGGGAUAAGCUGGUACUUGGGCUUUGUCUUGUGCACAUUCUAUAUAUGGAAAUUAAAGGUGCAGAGAAUAGAGAGAACAACCCAGCUGUUUGAUCGACGCCUUUACGAAGCGGCUUAUAUUGAUCAAUCAAUGCUGCUAAACACAAAAUACAAGUUAGAGAAGCCUUCUAAGAGUGAACCAAAUCAAAGUUCAGAUGACAAGGUCAUGGUGUAUUUAUGUGCUACAAUGUGGCAUGAGACCUUUGAUGAAAUGCUAAAAAUUCUUACUUCUCUAUUCAGAUUAGACAAAUAUAAAUUAAAUAUGAAGAAGGAUACUUUGGACUUUGAAGCACAUAUAUUUUUUGAUGAUGCAUUUACCGAGGAUACAAAUACCCAAACUGGCAAAAAGAACAGAUGUGUCAAUAUGUAUGUGGAAUAUUUAAUUUCUGCAUUUGAUGAAGUCCACAGGGUUUUUUCUAGCAACAGGAAAGACAUGUUUUCAAGAACUAAUAUCUCAAGUUGCAGACAGCAAAAGAUUAUGGUGACUCCUUAUGGUGGAAGGCUUUGCUACAUCCUCCCACAAGGCAAUCUCCUUUAUGUACAUCUGAAAGAUAAGCAAAGGAUUCGUCAUAAAAAGAGAUGGUCUCAGAUUAUGUACAUGUUCUAUCUGCUGGGAUGGAAACUAUUUCGUAAAUAUGAUAAUUUAGUUGAGAAAGCCACAGACCCCACUGAAAAAGAGCGUGUUAAAAAAGAUUUUGAGAAUGAGAAACACAAUACUUAUGUAUUAGCCCUGGAUGGAGACACUGAUUUUCAACCAUCAUCCUUAAUGUUACUUGUUGACCGUCUUAGAAGGUAUCCUGGUGUUGGAGCAGCCUGUGGAAGAAUACAUCCAACUGGAAUGGGACCUAUGGUCUGGUACCAGAAAUUUGAGUAUGCCGUUGGACACUGGCUGCAAAAGUCCUCAGAACAUGUCUUUGGUUGUGUCCUUUGUAGCCCAGGAUGCUUUAGUUUGUUCAGAGCAUCUGCAUUAAUGGAUGACAAUGUACUAAAAAAGUACAGUACAAAAGCUGCAGAAGCUGCACAUUAUGUUCAAUAUGAUCAAGGAGAGGAUCGUUGGCUUUGUACAUUGCUCUUACAGCAAGGCUGGCGUGUAGAAUAUAAUGCUGCGUCAGAUGCUUACACAAAUGCCCCUCAAGAGUUUGCAGAAUUCUACAAUCAACGAAGACGAUGGGGACCCUCUACCAUGGCAAAUACCAUGGACUUACUACAUACUGGAGUGCAAACAGCCAAGAAAAAUCCAUCUCUCUCACUUCUAUAUAUCCUGUACCAGACUUUAACUAUGGGGGCUUCAAUUUUAAGUCCUGCAACAGUUUGUCUGAUGAUUGCAGGGGCAUUUUCUUUCGUCUUUGGACUUGAUACAAACUUAAGUCUAUUUUUAGCAAUUUUGCCACCGGCAAUAUAUAUUGUUAUUUGUUUUGUGACGAAGCCCAAUACACAAAUAACAAUUGCUGCAUUUCUCAGUGUUGGAUAUGCAUUCUUAAUGACGGCUACUUUCCUGAGCAUUAUAGGUGGCAUAAUCAAGGACAACACAAUCAUGACACCCACAGGCAUUUUUCUUAUAUCCAUGAGUCUAAUAUAUAUUGUCACAGCUUUGCUCCAUCCACAAGAAUUCUCCCUGCUGGUCUAUGGGCUUCUCUAUAUUAUAUGUGUUCCUAGUGGCUACCUUCUGUUAACGAUAUAUUCUCUCGUUAACAUGCACAUAGUGUCAUGGGGUACACGAGAGUCAGCAGCCCCAAAAACUAAAAAGACAGAAAACAACAAGAAAGUUAAAUAUCAAAAAACAUGUAAAUGCUUGUGUUGGGAUGUUGAAGUACAAGUCCAUGAGAACAAGAGUACAGAUUCUGAAAAAAAAGAAAAGAAAGAAAGUGAUAACUCAUCACUGAUGGCUUCACAAAGUCAAGAAAAUAAAAGUUUGGUGGCAAAGCAAGAAGAUUUUGGUUAUGAGGAAAGGUGGAUUACACAACUGCAGCAGAAAUCAAACUACAAUGUGCUGCAAGAAGAGGCCCUACCACAGGAGGAAAUUCCAUUUUGGGAGGAAGUUAUUAAAAGUUACUUGGAGCCACUCAAUGAAGACAAACAAAAGAAGGAUGAAAUUGAGAGAGACCUAAAAUCACUGAGAUGCAAAGUUACAUUUGUUUUCUUCAUGAUUAAUUUGCUAUGGAUUGUUGCAACAUUUUUCCUUCAACUUAUUGGAUCUAGUAUUAGCAUACGGAUCCCUAAAGUUUAUAACAAUGGGACUAUUUCAACCACUGAAUUCUUCAUGGUGGAACCAAUCGGAUUAAUGUUUUUGCUGUCAUUUGCCUUCUUGCUUAUACUACAGUUUAUGGGACUUAUGUACCACAGGAUAUACACCCUGGUUCACUUCAUUGCCUACACAGGAACAGAGCAGGUAAAACACAAGGUACCUGCAAGUCAAAGCAAAAUUAAAAGUACAACAACAGACUUCAACAUUUAUGAAAACCCUGCUGCAAUAAGAGAAGUUGACUCUGAAAAUGUUUAUCAUGUAUGACCGUUGUAGAUCUGAAUUAUUUAAUUAAAGGAAAAAAGGAAGAUUAUUUCAUACUUACCGAGAUCUUCCUUUCUUAGACGUACUCCAUGUCAGUACGUUACGGGAUAGCC
Molecule: messenger RNA, 2894 nt
Organism: Xenopus laevis (African clawed frog)
Lineage: Eukaryota; Metazoa; Chordata; Amphibia; Anura; Pipidae
Product: chitin synthase chs-2
Exons: 16
Coding region: 106-2784 (892 amino acids)
Source: RefSeq, a predicted model, not a curated record